CAUUUCGAGGUCGUGAGUGACACAAAAGGGGAACAAACGGCAGCCUGCACCUCCUCCGCUCCUUGUGAGGCAUGUUGCUGUAAUUAUUUCCUUGAAGCCACCACACUGCCCGUGUCCCCAACACUUCCUCUGUGUGAAACACGGGACCUGUGAGCUCAGCUGGAUUGGUCCAUCACAACAUCGGCUAUCAGUCUGUCUCCGCUCCUCUAACGGCUAGCUUAGCCGUCGUAGUACGGACGCUACUUUCACCGCAGCCGAAGAAGAAGCAGGAACCUCUUAAUUCUGACUUAAAGGCCGAAAUAACACGUUAAGGCACCAGUUCCCUCUGAGGCUGUCAUCUGAUGGAGCAGUGCUUAUCAGUCUUUGUGAAGAGACACCAUGUUUCCUUGUCACGUAACUCCCUGGCCCUCCGCUGAACCGCCGGCCUCCUGUGGUCAUGCGCCGCCAGCACAGCCCUCACAGCCCCUGCCUGAUCUGCUGUGCAGCUGUCCCGCUCCACCUUUGAACACCCACUCUGAGACGCCCUCGCCAGACCCCAUGGAGUCCCUCAUCGUGGUCACGGAGUACGAACCCAGCAGACCGCCCGGAGAGGCUGGGGAGGAGGAGGUAGAAGAAAUGGACAGUUCUGAGACGCCCGAGCCAGCUUCCUGUGUGGCGCCAUCUUUCCGGACUUCCUCCUGCGACCUGCUGUCGCACACAGUCAGCCGCUCAGAGGCUCUGCUACCUGAAAGCCAAGAGCAAAGGGGAAGAUUAAACCUGUCAGACCGGAAGCUGUCUCUGCAGGAGCGCUCGCAAACUGCAACAUCACCCUGCAACUCACCUGGACUCAACGGGCGCUAUAUUUACCCGUCGCUACCCUACUCUCCCAUCACAUCGCCCCACUCCUCUCCACGCUUGCCCCGCCGGCCCACUGUGGAGUCCCACAGUGUGUCCAUCACAGACCUCCAGGACUGUGUUCAGCUCAACCAGUACAAGCUGAAAGACGAGAUUGGAAAGGGCUCCUAUGGUGUUGUCAAGUUGGCUUACAAUGAGGAUGACAACACAUACUAUGCGAUGAAGGUGUUGUCCAAGAAGAGGCUGAUGAGACAGGCGGGUUUCCCACGGAGACCUCCCCCUCGUGGAGCCAGAGCAGCCCCUGAGGGUCCCCCCCAGCCCAAAGGACCCCUGGAGCGGGUCUAUCAAGAGAUCGCCAUCCUGAAAAAGCUAGACCAUUCUAAUGUGGUGAAACUAGUCGAGGUUUUGGAUGACCCCAGCGAGGACCAUCUGUACAUGGUGUUCGAGCUGGUCAAGCAAGGGGCUGUGAUGGAGGUGCCGACAGAUAAACCUUUCAGCGAGGACCAGUCACGCUUUUACUUCCGAGAUCUGCUCAGGGGAAUCGAGUACUUACAUUACCAGAGGAUCAUCCACAGAGACGUUAAACCGUCCAACCUGCUGGUGGGAGAAGAUGGACACAUCAAGAUCGCAGACUUCGGAGUCAGUAACCAGUUUGAGGGGGCCGAUGCCCUUCUGACCAGCACGGUGGGAACACCUGCUUUCCUGGCACCUGAAGCGCUCUCGGAGACCAGAAAGAACUUCUCUGGGAAGGCGUUGGAUGUUUGGGCCAUGGGAGUGACACUUUACUGCUUCGUCUUUGGAGUGUGUCCAUUCAUGGACGAGCGCAUCCUUAGUCUUCAUCAGAAAAUCAAGACACAGCCUGUGGAGUUACCUGACCGUGCUGACAUCUCAGACGAUCUCAAAGAUUUGUUGCUGAAAAUGCUGGACAAGAAUCCAGAAACCAGGAUAUCAAUCCCACAGAUUAAGGUGCACCCAUGGGUAACAAGGCAUGGUGCUGAGCCUCUUCCUCCAGAGGAUGACAACUGUUGCAUGCUGAUUGAGGUGACGGAGGAGGAGGUGGAGAACUCUGUGAAGCACAUCCCCAGCCUGGCUACAGUGAUCCUGGUGCGAACUAUGCUGAGGAAGCGCUCCUUUGGGAACCCCUUCGAUUGGGCCCGUAAAGAAGACCGCAGCAAUUUGUGUGCUCCAGGGCAAAUGCUCACGAAACAGGAGAGCGGUGAUAGCAUGAGGAGUAUGGAACUGCCCUACGUGGGAGAGGACGAGGCUCUUUCCUGAUGCAGAGGGUUCAUUAUGCAUGCUGGUAUCUGCCUGCUUGCAACCACACAGCACAACGCCCCUUUACUCACAGUUUUAUACUGGCAGCCUACACCUGUGUACAUUUCCCGGGAGUGUGGACGAGUGUGGUGGACGCUGGGAAAAAAAGAAAUGAAGGAUCUAAGAACAACAGUUUUAAAUCUUAUUUUGUUCUCUCCUCUUAAAAGGCUCAGUUUGGGGUUGUGGGACUGUCCCAUGGGAACCCUCCAUGAGAGGAUCCUCCUGAACCUCAAGCCUGUCGUCAGCUGUUAUUGCCCAACCCACUCUCCCCCUCUUAUCCUGCAUGCAUUUAUAGUCUUAGCAUGCUUUUGUCUCAGGCUUCAACUGUACAGUUUUGUGUUUUAUCGUAGUCUAGCCACUUGUGUUUCUCCUUGUCUUUACUUGACAAUUCUUUCAGGUACACAGGGCGUGGGAACAGGCGACGGACGGCGACGGUUUGUGGGGACAUUUCUCUCUCUUUAGUAGAACAGGCUUCUUGACAAUGAUUGUCUGGUUCACUCUGCUUCAGAGUAGCAGUGCCCAGUUUUGUAACAUAUUUCAGAGUGAAGAAUCUGUACAGUUUUCCCAAAAAUGUAAAAGGGGAGUGAAAAAAUGUUUACUUCAUUGAAUGCAUGUGUUUACGUUCCCAAUGCAAACACUCUAUAAGCUAUCUAUGAAUAUUUGCACGCUCAUAGACCCACUUGUUUGACGCGAUUUUAUGUUUUAGUCUUAUCUUGAGCCGUCUUUACGUAGGCUCCCAUUUAUUACAAUCAAUAGAGAGCUUUAAAAACAGUUGAUAUAGUGCUUUGUGAACAAUCAGAUUCAUCCUUACAGCGUACAAGAUUAAAUAGGAAAAUAAUUAUUUUCUUCUUUUGCAAAGCUAGUGCUUUUUAGUGAGUCUUUUUUUAAGUGAUAUAAUUUAAGGUGUUUGUUAUACAUUUUUAAAAUUAAGAGCUACAACAAUGAGUAAUGAAGAUCUACCAAAUGCAUAUGAGAAAAACAGAAUGUGUUGGUGCAAAAAUUAUUCUGUAGCCAUUGUCUGCAAUGGUUCAGAUAGAGGUUUUUUUUUUAUUAUUGUUUUAACUACAAACCAGUUUUCUCCAAUUGUUUGAACACACAAGGUUGAGUAUGUGAUACUUAGGAACAGGGCCGGCCCUACACAUUAAGCUGUAUGAGCAGCUGCUUAGGGCCCCCUGGUCUCUGUGGGCCCCCCUAGAUUUGUUUUAAUCAAUAAGAGAGCAUAACAACAUAAAAAAAUUGAACUUCCUAAACAUUUCAUGCCAUAUUUAUAUAUUUAAAAACUGAAAAACAAUACGUUCAGAGACGGGCAAAAGGGACAAUUUAGGUAGGCUAAAGGCCUUUGCACACUGACUCCUCAUUUCCAUUUACAUAUAUAUAUAGAGACGAGGCAAGUGGAAGUCCAUUCAUUCCUAUGGGAAUCUCCGUGAUAUCCGAUGUACCUGCGAAACUCCUCCCCUCCGUAAUAUUUCGGACCGGACUUUGCUGCGAGUACGUUAAAAAAAUGUAACUUUUGCGCUAGAUUUCGGAGAGACAGUAUGACACUGUGCUAGCUUAGCUAACAGGCUAUUUCCUUCAAUUCAGUUGCCUGUGUUGAUCUUCAAGUGAGUUCAUGUGAUUAAAAAGAACUUGUUUAUCUAGUUUUAACACAUUGUGAAUGUGUAAUUUGACUCGUUCAGCCGUUCACAUGCCUUUUUGAUUAAAUAUUUCCUGUCACCCAUCUGGCAGGUCCUGUUUUUGUCCUGGUAAUAUCCCAAGCGUGACUACUGGAUGGUGAAAAAAUGGACAAAAUUAGCCUCUCUCAUGGCUACAGGUAGUUUCUAUUAGAGUUGUACCGAUACCAGUGUCGGAGAUGCCUCCGAUACUGCUUAAGAUGCGGUAUCGGGUAUCGGCGAGUACAGCCUAUGACCAAUCCGAUACCACGUAAUGCCUCACGUCAUUACGCAUACGCACGCUACAGGCAAAUGAAACGGAAACGGAGCGGAGUUUAAAAAGCAUUCUACUGUAACCUUUAAAGAAGUUUUAUGGCAUUCAUUCUACUAUUAUGUAUUUAUUUCUUAAUAUUUUACAUAGAGUUUUAGGAGUUGAGAAAUAGAACAAUUCAUAUCCCAUCCAUUUUUAUUUUACACGCUAGUAUCGGAUCGGUACUCGGUGUCGGCAGAUACCUAAGGUUCAGGGAUCGGAAUCGGUAUCGGGAAGGAAAAAGUGGUAUCGGUACAUC
Epinephelus moara (kelp grouper) is the source of this 4366-nucleotide messenger RNA. Its product is annotated as calcium/calmodulin-dependent protein kinase kinase 2. Gene Ontology annotation, biological process: activation of protein kinase activity; CAMKK-AMPK signaling cascade; protein phosphorylation. Lineage: Eukaryota; Metazoa; Chordata; Actinopteri; Perciformes; Serranidae. The transcript has 17 exons. Gene Ontology annotation, molecular function: ATP binding; protein kinase activity. The record is from RefSeq and is a predicted model, not a curated record. Bases 379 to 2109 code for a protein of 576 amino acids.